This is a messenger RNA of Manihot esculenta (cassava), 814 nucleotides long. RefSeq names its product auxin-responsive protein SAUR22. Bases 113 to 499 code for a protein of 128 amino acids. Lineage: Eukaryota; Viridiplantae; Streptophyta; Magnoliopsida; Malpighiales; Euphorbiaceae. The record is from RefSeq and is a predicted model, not a curated record. Gene Ontology annotation, biological process: response to auxin. The transcript has a single exon.
UAUAAAGUCUUCUCCUCCAUCUCUCACCACUUUCAUCUAACCAUCUCCAAACUCUCUUGCCUUCUCCUUGAUCUCAAAAACACCAAAACUUCUUUGUAAAAAAAAGGGGGAAAUGCUAGGGAAAAAGAUGGUUUCUUUCAAGAAACUUGCCAAGAAAGUGAAGGUUAUAGCAAGAGGUGGUUGUGAUGAUGAAUCAUCACAGCAAGAAUGUUUGCUUAGAGAAUUUGCUGAUGGUACCUCAGCUUUAACAAAAACUCCAACUGGGUUUUUUGCUGUAUAUGUAGGAGAUGAAAUGGAAAGGUUUGUGGUUCCAACUAGCUUCCUCAAUCAUCCACUCUUCAAGAUGCUGCUGGAGAAGUCUUACAAUGAGUUUGGCUUUCAACAAAGGAAUAAGCUUUUGGUUCCAUGCAGUGUCUCAACUUUUCAAGAAGUUGUAAAUGCUGUUCAAUGCUGCAAUGGGAGGUUUGAUUUUGGAAACUUGGUUGAGGAGUUCAUAUAGAAAAUAAAAGCAGAUUACAAAACUUGGGUAUGUAAACUAGAUAUACACUUUGCUCUAAUCUGCAUGGUUGGGCUAAUUUUUGUCAUAUAAAUUUGUGUCAUAGCUAGAGUGGAAGAGAGGUUUCUUUUUUUUUUCUGGGUAUAGUGUGUUUCCUGGAGAAUGACUGAAACUGUAGCAGUAGCAUAAGAAGAAGAAAGCUUGAUUUUGACAAACUUGUAACCAUAUGGUGUUAUAAAGAUCGAUUUUCUUCAUCCUGCCUUUUACUUAAUGUCUCUCUCUCAUUCUCUUCUUUAGUUAUAACUUCUCUUUGGAAUA